Molecule: messenger RNA, 6175 nt
Organism: Mizuhopecten yessoensis (Yesso scallop)
Lineage: Eukaryota; Metazoa; Mollusca; Bivalvia; Pectinida; Pectinidae
Exons: 12
Coding region: 231-2687 (818 amino acids)
Molecular function (GO): carbohydrate binding
Source: RefSeq, a predicted model, not a curated record
UGAUGUCAGGUUGUUGUGACGCAACCGGAUGGAAAUAUGUGUCCCCCAUGUACAUGAAUGUACCAUUUUCAGUUGUUGCCAGACAACCGGGGAUAUGUUGUGUUGCCGGAAGGGCGGUGAAGUGUCAAAUCCCGUUCAAAUUGAGAUCCCUUUCAAGCAGAGAUUUACUUCCUGGUGUGAGAAAAUAAUAAAACACAAUCUGUUAGGAUUGUACAUGUGCGUCGGUGAAGAUGGCGUCGUGCUAUGAUCUGAUGGUUACACUCUGUACCGUGAUGUCACUAACAGGAACCCUACAGUUAACUCCAUCUAAGGAGGGGAAAUCUUGGUAUGAAGCCAAAGAUGCAUGCGCCAAAAACGGAAGUAACCUUGCCACCACUAACGAGAGUAACACAAAUGGAGACGAACUGUCAACUAAUGCCAGUGUCAGCAGUGUGUGGACCCGCAAACGAACUUUCUUGUCUGGUUGGGUGGCUAAUCAAGGAUGUCAUACAGGUAAUCUUACAGACAUUCAAGGGAAGAACGUCACUUCACCAAAAGUAGGACGAUGUCAACUGCACUGUCAAGCAAAGGGGAUCGAGUUCUUUACUUUACAGGAUCCGGUGUGCAGGUGUCUAGACAUCUCUGCAGUUACACUACUGAAUAGGACGCUCGACUCCAAGUGUAACGUAACGUGUGGGGAGGGGCAGGAGAGCGGGACCAAGUGCGGAGGAAAACAAGAACACGUGGUGUCGCUCUAUAGAAUCUUAGGUUUUGAACGACACGACAAACAACAAAUCAUAUGUGAAAACAAGCCCGGAAACGUCACUUGUCCCACUCAUACCGUUAUCCGCAUUAAAGAUGCAAAUUAUGGUUUCACAAAAGAGACAGAAAAUUGUGAUACAAAUAAGAUUUUUCCUCCGAAAAAAAACUGCAGGCACGCUAACUCCACUGCAAUAAUGCGGCAGCUCUGUAACAGGAAACAAACUUGCACAGUUACGCCAUCAAACCGUUUUUUUGGAAGCGAUCCCUGUUCUUGGACAACCAAACUCCUAAACAUAUCUUACACAUGUGUACCAAAAGGUUCUGAAGAAGACCUGUGUCGGGUUUUCAAAGUCGAUUCAAGUUCACAGACGGUGAAUCUGCAGUCAGUACCUUGUGAUUCCAAAGUCAAUUUAACAGCUUGCACAACUUAUAACGAAACCGAACAGAAAGACAGUAUUGAGGUAUUCACACACACAGGAGCAUGGAGUUACGCCGUCAAUACACUGUGCAGUGAGGGAUAUAUACCACCGACUGACAACAUAACCAAAAUGAAAUUGCUGCAGACUAAUCAAACGAACGCUUCGAUAUGGAGUGGCUACAUCAGACAAAGAGUUGACGUUGAUGAUAUAGAUCGUAAUUUGAAUGGAAGUAAGUUUGUACAGUGCUAUGCAUUGGAGCGUGACACACUUGUCAGGUCGGACUGUACUGAACAGCGACAGUAUAUCUGCCAGAAAGAAAUGGUCGCUGACGAAACUACAACAGGACCAAUCCUCACCACGGACAAUACUCCGAGUGGAAACGGAAUUCCAUCACCAAGUGACGCUGUAAUGACAGUGGGUAAUACAGUGCCGACCACGACCCCAACAACUGCCACUACUUCCAGUGGAAAAGAACGUGUCACACUUCCUAGACCGCGUUCCAGCUCACGAGAGGACUCAAAAGUUAUUGGACUUGCCGCAGGAAUCACCGUUGGGUGUAUCGCACUGGUAGCGGUCACGGCUGUCGUUGUAGACAGACUAUCUAAACGAUCUGCUAAGAAGAAAAAACAAAGAAAGAAGAAGACGAAAGAGAAACCCGUGCAAUUUAAAGGAAGUGUUAUAAACGCUCAAAAUGCUAUGAAUAGUAUCAAAUCCGACACUUCAUCGGACGAAUCGGAAAGCGAAUCCAAAAUGGCUGCUAGAACAUCGUCACCUGGAGAAGCGGGAGCCAAACAAUUGCCGUCUGUCUCAUACAACUACGACAUUGUUAACGAAAUAGGAACUGAAAAAGGACACGUAAAUGAUGCUUACGCGUACGCGGCAACCGAUCCAGCUGGUUCCGAGGAAGGAGAUUAUGAUGCCAUGGAGUUAUGUAUUAUGGAGGAUGACGAGGAUCAUAUUUAUGCUCAUACCAUGCUACCACUGCCCGACACGGAAACUGAUGCAACAGACGUUGUUCCUAAGCAACCAGACGACGAAGCUUAUGAUGUCAUGCAAUCCAAAGUCAAGGUCCCAGGAAAUGACUCCGCAUAUGACUAUACGGCUAGUUUUAGCCAAAAAAACGGCACAAAAGCCGACGGUGGCUAUGACGUGUUUAAUAGGAAGGUCAAGGACGGUGUAGAAGAUACAUAUGAUCAUACACAGAGUGUUCUCGACAAAAAUGGAGACGUAAACAAUACAAUGUACGAUGCCUUUACUGGAAAGGUCGAAAGUAAUGAGGAAAUCAGCAAUGACAUGUAUGAUCACACCAAACACAUGCACAAAGGUCAGGAGGCACAUACAGGCGAUGUGUCUACCAAUAACAUUUACGAUACAUGUAAUGACAAGGCCAAAGUAGUCGAUGACGUUGAUGAUAUGUACGACCACACAACACAUGUCCGAGAAAACCAGGACGAAAAUUUGUAUGAUCUCGCAUCUAAACGCAAAAUCAACCCAUCAGUCGACAAAAAUCACUACGAUCAGAUGUGACGCUCACACAUGCGCAUUGAAUAAAACACGCAUUUGUGAGUGCCGAAGAGUCGUAAUUGUUCUACGUUAUAUAUAUGUUUAAAAUUUAUUCCCGAUGAUUUUAAAAAAAGAAAAUUUCAAAGACAUCAAAUGUUAUAUGUUUUCAUAAGUAUCAAAGAAGGUUUGAAUUUUGUUCAUUACAAUCAAGGUAAUCCUAUUUACAAAACAAUGUUAAGAAUAAUAAUUAUUUAAAAAAUAGUCUUGCACUUUAAAUGGACUCAGGAAAUCAUUUAAUCCAACAAGUUAAAUCUUUUCUGCUAAUUAUACAGUUAGUUUGAUUAACUUAUUAAUUUAGUAACAAGUGUAAUAACCGUUCGUGUGGAUUUUGUUUACAAAAAACCCAUUUUUAUGGACAUGUAACCCAAUGUACUUUGUACAUAUAAUAUAUAUACACGUAUAUGCACGUAGCCUACUUACGUACUGUGUUGUACAGUCAACAUUGUCAUGUAUUGUUAUGUUAUGUAAAUAUCUGACACUGACCUGGACUUUGGACAGUACGCAAUCCGACAAAUUACAUAAAUAGCUUGAUUGACCGGAAACACAUAUUGCACGCUUCAAUUUCCCGCCUGUCCUUCCUUACUAACGUUCUGUUAAGCUGAAAACCCCGAUAUGUGAUUCAGUAUGUGUCUGGCUCGCGAGGGCGACACAUCCCCUAUUGAGCUAUUAUAACUCUAGAUGAGAUUCUUACACCUCCUUACAGAGAUCAGAGAGUAAUAGAAGGGAACACCGGAUAGUCUGGUAAGCAGAGUGUGCGAGUGCGUGUUCUACUUUCGGUUUCCAUGUAUAUUGUCCGCGUUAUAGUCUGUUUUAUUGUUCAGGGUAUAGGAGUGUGGUUGUAUGUUUACAGGUUUUUCUUACAAGUGCGGAAUAAAGAACCAAACAUGACACGUUUUAUCGUUAAUUGAUAACGACCAUGUGUGACACAUACAUUAACAGUAUGUUGCUCUCGCACAGUCAAUACGUAAAUGCGAUUACAGCAAUAACGUUGUUUGCAUAUAACAUGUAUUUAAUAAUUUUAUAUUCAAAAUAUCAAGAACGUACGCUAUUGCUUGAAAGUCAAAAAUUUGUCUGGAAACUAUUUUACUGUAAAAUUAAUAUUCCUUAAUUUUAAUUGACGAAUUGGAAAUCCGAUUGCCAAUGUGGUCUCUACUUGCAUAACCCGUAUGAGUGAAUACGGCUCAAUUAUAAAUUUGCGUGAUACCUGAAAACAUUGUAGUGGAUUUAGGCUUUAACGCAAUUGUUUUGAUAGUUCAAAAUAUGUUAAGUUAAUGAAUGCCAUCUGAGAACUGUUUCAUGGUAACAAUAAAAAAAAACCAUUUGUUAUAGAUAGGCAAACAAUUCCACUUGUUACAUAUUUAGUCAAUUAUUUUAUAGCAGUUUUGUUUUCGUAUAACUAUGCCAAGGUGUUCAUAGUCCUAUGGCUGCUCAAUACGUUUGUUAUUGUUCCAUAGUUGCACUGCCAUGCUCUUGUAAAUAGUGUUAUAAAUUGAUAAAGAGGUGAAGCUUUAUUUAACAUCAACAAGUAUGAAAAUAAUAUUAGCAAACAUCCACACACAUAUAUAUUACAGAUAUAAGUUGUGCUAUGAUAAAGGCAGUGUUGGCCGAGUCAUAGUUGACUCGAGUAAACAUUAUAACUUUUCGUGUAUAAAGCCAGGUCAGCCUUGCUCUGUGACAACAACGUAUUAUCAGAAAAUAUAAACAGGUAAGCUGUAGGUAAUUAAAAUGCCGUUGUCAAUAUUAGAUGAUGUUAUGCAUAAUAAUAUUUCAACAUCUGUUGUAAUUAUAUGUGAAAUAUGAUACUGUGUUCUACUUGCUAAUAUAUAGCACUGAUAAACCUCUAUUUAAGAGGACAGACAGUUCCAGCUAAAAUGCAGCUGCUUGUCAUUUGAACUGUAGUGUCUUCUUUUACAUGUAGGAGUAGAAGUGUUUUCGUUUUUGUUUUACUUGUUUGUAUUUUAUUCACUACUCAUAUUUGAAAUAUUUCAGUUUUACUUUUCCGUUAUCGCCAUCAAAGGACACUUUUGAACAUUGGCAUAAUGGAAGUUAAAUCAUAUAGUUAGAAAGAUAAUCUGUAUUUCGCAGAGAGAGAUUAUGGUAUUUUUUGAUAUUUCAGAUAUAUAUUAUUUUCAUUUUUAUAUAUGUAUAUUUUUUUGAAACUUGUCUGAAUCAAACACUGUAGGAUCCAAUGGUUCCGUCUUGAAUGUGCAAUCAGAAUUGUUUACUCUGCUUUCAAAAUUAUACAAUGCCCAGUAAGACUUGUCUAAUCUUGAAUGUUCAAACUCCUAUCGGAAAAUGGUUGGAAUCUAAAUAUUUUAAUGUUAUGUUCUCAAAGGUUCAUGCAAACACAGUGAUGUUUGUAUUUAUUUGCAUAUGUAUGUAAUUUUAUAUACCCUGGAAUGUAAUACUGAUGUCAUAAAUGAUAUUAUUAAAUAUAUAUACUAUUUGUAUUACAAGUGUAUUUAUUAUAGUUUUUCUAAUGUUUACGAUUACAACGAUUGACAAUUAUUGUUUCUUUUAUUUUCUGUAUAAAGAAGAUUGCACACACGUGAUAGGUAUAUAUAAAAAACAAUCAACGUUUAUAAAUGACAUUUGAAAAGUACACAUCUAUCGAAAAAUUAAUGUACAUAAAUAUUUUAUAUGAAUAAGAAGAGCUAUAUUGUAAUUGACAUCGAGUGCUAUAUAGCACUAUCAUUUGUCUCUUACUUUUGCAUAUUUGUCACAGUGUAAAAUAUUAAGCUUAACGAAUCAAUGUGUAAAUUUCCACAGAAAUGACACCAUUCCAUUAGUUUCGACAUACGAAACAUUACACCUACUCUUUAAAUUCAGUGUAUAGAUUUGGAUACUGCGGAUACUUAACAAUUAAUUCCCAUAAGUAAUGCGACUCGAGCUUAUGUAACUAAUAAAAUGGACUGUAAAAUUGAAAGAAUAACUAUCAUAAACUUAAUUCAUUUAACAAAAAAUAUGAAACAAGUUAUAUUGACUUUAACUUAUCACUCUUGUAAGCCAGAAUGUUAGCGUGAAUGAAAUCUUUAUGUGAGAGGAAACCGGAGUGCCAGAAGAAAACACACAUUUUCACGUCCGAUCGGGGAAUCGAACCCCGGCCGCUUUGGUGAAAGGCGAAGGCGUUAUCCACUACAGCGCCCAAACACCCUUUACAGAAACCAUAUGAAAAAAAAAUGUUUUGCUCAUUAUCAUAGCUUCUAAAGGAGAAAAACUCAAACGUACAUGAAAAAUUAUCCGUCUGUUGAAAUAUCAUUUCAGAUUUUAACAGCCUAUACACAUUAACGUUAAAUACGUACUUGGUAGAUCAGUUUUAUAUAUUGACGUAGGGAUUCCUACUGUUGGCCGUCAGACACGUGCAUGGUAAGUCAAGCAAUGGGAGCGUCAUGUACAAACACGUCUCUAUGUGAGUCAGUUCUUUACGGAAUCAAAUAAAAUGUCAUUACGAA